AUGCGUGCUACGGUCGCUCUCCGCAACGCUGCCCGCACCCCCCUCAUCCGCUUCCUCGGACGCCGCUCCGUGCCUCAGUCCGUUGACCACUCGCCCCGUCCUCACCCCGCCUCUCCGUCGGGUGCCCUCCCCGACUCCUUCGCCGCCUACCGCUCCAAGGCCCAGCAGCACGGUCCCCUCGGCCGGGCUUCCUUCAUCCAGGGCAACAUCGGUCGGAGCGCGGGUGCCGCGCUGGGCCCCGUCCAGCCCAAGCAGGGCGAGUUCUUCGACCGGUCUGAGCUGGGCCCCCGCUUCGGUCGUCUGCCCUGGUCUGAGGCCGAGAUCGAGGCCAUUGAGACGGGUGGUGCCAGCCUCUACGCUUAG
Aspergillus terreus NIH2624 is the source of this 363-nucleotide messenger RNA. RefSeq names its product alpha-ketoglutarate dehydrogenase subunit KGD4. NCBI's taxonomy places the organism in Eukaryota, Fungi, Ascomycota, Eurotiomycetes, Eurotiales, Aspergillaceae. The coding region runs from base 1 to 363 and encodes 120 amino acids. Gene Ontology annotation, biological process: 2-oxoglutarate metabolic process. The transcript is spliced from 2 exons. The record is from RefSeq and is a predicted model, not a curated record.